AUGCGUUUCAAUCUCUUCGUUCUCGUGAUAAUAACAGUCAUUCUUACCGGUGUCGAUGGACAAAAACUGACGGAUCAGGAGAAUCGGGAGCGCGUCGAAAAGUGCGGAAAACAAGCGCUUCGUGAGUGAUUGAUUCGCAUUCGAUUUUCAAUGUUCAGCUUGACAAUUUUCAGCAAAACUAACCAAUUUUGUUGUCGACGCCGCCGGCCAGCCAAUCGAUAUUCCGAAGGACGGCUCGUGGCUCGUGCGAGUUCACAGUAAAAGUGAGCGCCAUGGCAGAAGUCGGAGCAUGAAGUGACGUGGAUUAUUUGUUCCAGAAUCGGAUAGUGUUCGGACUCGGGACUCGCCCGGAACUUUUAUCUCGCCGAGACACGUGCUCACUUCGUCGCAACCAAUGAUUCAGCCGGAGACGGAAAAAUAUGGUCUCGAUGGGCAAAUGUUGAAUAGGAGCUGUGUCGGAAAGUGAGUUCCGCAUUCCGCAUUCCGCAUUCCGCAUUCCGCAUUCCUUCUCUUGCAGAGUCUAUCAAGUGCCCGAGGAGUAUGUGAAGAAUCUGCAGAUCACUAGUGGAGAGUGUGUCGAGGCUCAAAAAUGUGAGAAGAGGCAGUUUGAGGCGAAAAAGGUUGGGACCGUAUAUCUCAGCUGCCGGUAGAAAUAUCAAAAAGUUGUCAAUUGAUAAAUUAUUCGUUAAGACAUUGUCUGCAUUUUACUAGUUGACCACGCUUUGAUAUCUCUACAAACAGCUGAGAUACAAUGCAUUUCGCAGGCGUGGCUGUUCAAGACUUGCGGGAAAUUUCAAAUUUUCAAGUAUUCCGCUCCGAUGCUCAUCGAGUUGAACGCCUCGACGAACGUUGGUUUUCCGUGUCUGGCGAGCAAAAAUGUGACAAAUGCGGCAAUAUUGCAAGCGUACGGAAUGAAGUACACUAACGGAUCAUUUGACAAGGGACAGAUCACGUACAAACGGGCACAGGUACUAUCAAAUUAAUAAUCUUGGCUCCGGUUCGCCGCCGCCGCAACGCGACCGCUUCGCAACUGAAAAGACCACGCCCCCCUUUCUGCAAGUGCCGCACAUGCCAUGUCAAUUAAUUAUUUUUCUUGGAAAAUACACAAAUUAAGGUUGAGAAUCUCGUUUAAAUCGAUCUGUUUGCAAAGAUAAUUCUCUAAAAACACUCGAAAGCAAUUAAUUUCCUUCAGGAGUAGCUUUAAUUUGUGUAUUUUCCAAGAAAAAUAAUUAAUUGACAUGGCAUGUGCGGCACUUGCAGAAACGGGCGUGGUCUUUUCAGCUGCGAAGCGGUCGCGUUGCGGCGGCGGCAGGGAACCGGAGCCAAGAUUAUUAAUUUGAUAGUACCGAAUUGCAUGUUUUUUUUGUUGUUUCAGCUGAUAGAUUACGUCCGCGGCGAAAUGGCAUGGCUGGUGGUUGCUAAGCAGUUUGCGGAAGGCGACCGAGGGGGACCACUCGUGCACGAAACCGAUGGCAUCACUACACUUUUGGGAAUUGCGAGCACCAGUAAGAGUGAAUUUGUAGACGGAAGAAACGAGGCGGUUUUUUUUAGGCGGUUUCGACGAAGCCUACUUUGUUGAUUUCUAUUUUGACAUUCGAUUCUUUGAAGAUGUCAUCGAAGAGUUGGUGGGGAUCCGACCGGCUCCGCCCCCUACGGCACUUCCCAAACCGGCUCCACCAACUCCCGAACCACUCAAACCGGAUCCGACGACGGAUCCGCCGCAAAAAGGCAGAAAAGAGGCGGAAAAGGUGUACGACGAGGAGGAUGCGGACACGGAUCUCUACGUGUCGGAGGACUUUUUGGAUGGAGCAAGCGGACGGAGCAAGCAGUGGAUCGGCGUCGCACUUUUUCUGAUUUUCACGUUCUGA
Caenorhabditis sp. 36 PRJEB53466 is the source of this 1868-nucleotide messenger RNA. The record is from the annotation of a GenBank genome assembly. NCBI's taxonomy places the organism in Eukaryota, Metazoa, Nematoda, Chromadorea, Rhabditida, Rhabditidae.